UCGUCCUACCGCGAGUGCUACUGGUGUACGUACAGCGUAAUGGAGAUCAUGGGCGUGCAGGUGCAGAGGACGUUCGUUGUGCCCCCGGCGGCCGCGCCCUCCGAGGAGGUGCCGCUCACCGUCUUCGACCUCGCCGCGCCGACCUACCACGUCACGGUGCUCUUCGCCUUCUCGCCGCCCAACCCGACCAACCAGGCCCUCCUCGACGCCCUCUCCGCCACGCUCCCGCGCUUCCCGCUCCUCACCGCCACCAUGCGCCUCGACCGCCGGGUCGGCACGCGUCCAUGCUUCGUCACCGGGAAAGGCGGCGCGGGCGCCCUCGUCGUCGAGGCCGAGGUGCCGUCCUCGGCGCUCUCCGACCACCUCCCGCUCGCGCCCUCGCCGGGGCACGGGCUGCUCCACCCCGCGGUCCGUAGAGGCGCCGCGCCGCACGUGCUCAUGCUCCAGAUCAACCGCUUCGCGUGCGGCGGGAUCGUCAUCGCCUCGUCGUCUCACCACCAGGUCGCCGACGGCCACUCCAUGACCAUGUUCUUCCACGCCUGGGCCGACGCCGUACGCGGCGACGGCCUCCACGUCGACUGCGCCCCCGUGCCGUACGGCCCCGCGGCCCUCGUGCCGCGCCGCCCGCCCCGCUGCGAGUUCGAGCACCGUGGUGCCGAAUUCCUGCCGCUAUCGCCGGCGCCUACGAACGACGACGGACGCGAGAGCAAGCCGCCGGCCGAGGUUGAUCAUCACGUCGACACUUCCGAGAUCACCAACAUGCUCCUUCACUACACGAGCGAGUUCGUGGCCGAGCUCAAGUGCGCCGCGCACAACAGGUACACGACCUUCGAGACUGUGUCAGCGCACGUCUGGCGGAAGAUUACCGCCGCGCGCGGGCUCGCCGACGGGGGCGACGCGCACACGUCGACACGCAUCGCGGUGAACGGCCGUGGCCGGCUGGCUGGAACGGGCGCCGUGCCGGCCGCGGGGUUCUUCGGGAACGUCGUGCUCACGGCGAUCUCCAGGACACGCGCGGCGGCCCUGGCCACCGGCACCCUCGCGGAUGCCGCGGCGCUGGUCCGCGCAGGGGUCCGCGCUGUCGACGGCGGGUACUUCCAGUCGUUCGUCGACUUCGGGGCGCUGCACGGUGACGAGGAUCUGGAGCCAGCGUGUGCGGACGAGGCCGGCGUGCUGUCGCUGGACGUGGAGGCCGACAGCUGGCUCCACCUGGACCUGCACCGGUUGGACUUUGGGUGCGGCGGGCGACUCGUCGGAAUCCUGCCGGGGAAGGUCCCGCAGGACGGGGUGGUGGUGCUGAUGCCCAGCCUGCGGAAAGGGGGAGGCAUCGACGUGUUCGUUGCGUUGUGGGAGAAGCAUGCCAGGGAGCUCAGCGCCAUUGCUUACGCUUAGGCGUGUAUGGGUUGAGGAUCAUCAGAAGUCAUGCAAUGUCAUGGUUCCAUAUGAGAGGAAUGGCUUGGUUUCCUCCUUGUGUUCGAUAAUAAGAGAUAAAAAAUGGGGACUAGUUUUUCAACUUCAGGGUGUAGGGACACCCUCUAUGAACAGUGCAUUAAAAAAUAGAAAACAAAAACAAAAAAUUCUGAA
Triticum aestivum (bread wheat) is the source of this 1584-nucleotide messenger RNA. RefSeq names its product tryptamine hydroxycinnamoyltransferase 1-like. NCBI's taxonomy places the organism in Eukaryota, Viridiplantae, Streptophyta, Magnoliopsida, Poales, Poaceae. The transcript has a single exon. The record is from RefSeq and is a predicted model, not a curated record. The coding region runs from base 40 to 1392 and encodes 450 amino acids. Gene Ontology annotation, molecular function: acyltransferase activity, transferring groups other than amino-acyl groups.